UUAGAGGGAAGAUAAUGUACAUAACUGGAACAAAUGUGGGUUUUAUAAGACUGGGCGUGAUAGCCACGGUCAUUGGUUUAGUGGUUUCGUCUAAAAAUAGCAUUAAUCUGACCCACUUUUUACUUGAUAAUUACCCGGAAUAUCCUAUCCGUCCAGUGAUGAAUGAAAGUACACCGAUAGUGGUGUAUCAUCGUAUGACGCCUAUACAGCUGAUAGAUAUGGUAAGCUUAAUAUGUUUUGCACUUUGGCAUAAUCAGACGUGGACAGAUGAAUAUUUGACAUGGGAUCCUGACGAUUUUGGUGGUAUUAAAGAAAUACAGAUACAUAUCUCUAAAAUAUGGCAACCGGAUGUGGUAUUGUUUUCUAGCACCGGCGAACUGUUCAAUCGCCAUUUUGAUACUGACGCGAUUGUCUCCUAUGACGGGAAGGUGGUGUCUUUACAAUUCUCCGUCGUCCAAUCAACAUGCUCUAUUGACGCAACGUUCUUUCCAUUUGACGAACAAAACUGUCAAAUGAAGUUUGCAUCGUGGAGCUAUCACGGUGGGUACAUAGAUAUCAUCCCCAGUAACAAGAGUAACAUUGACCGAUUUAUUAGCAAUGGAGAAUGGACAAUAGAAAAAAUGGAAGUGAAACGCAAUGUUGCUCACUAUGUCUGCUGUGACGAGCCCUUCCCGGAUGUGACGUAUACGCUCCACUUCAAACGUCGAUCCAACUUCUAUGUCAUAAACAUAAUCCUCCCAUCAUUCCUUGCGAGUAUUAUGAUGUGUGUGGGCUUCUACUUACCGUCUGACUCAGGGGAACGAAUUACUCUGUGUGUUACUAGUAUUCUUUCCCAGAUCGUGUUUCUUACUAUCGUGUCAGCAUACAUGCCACCAACGGCCGAUAUCAUUCCACAUAUACAAAUGUAUUUAUUCUGUUUGAUUUCGAUGGGAGUAGCAUCUGCAUUUUUAAUAUCUUCAUCGCUAAACAUGCACUUCCGAAAUCCAGGAUGUCGGAAAGUUCCAGUUGGGUUGAAGAUAUUCGCCUUCAAUUUUCUCUCGCGGAUUGGCUGUACACGGCCAAGGGUGUCUCCGAAACAAGGGGAGCGACAAUCAAGUGCAUAUUCGAAUCAUGUAGAGGUAGCCGAUAACGGCAAUAUCAAUAAUCACAAGAUGGUGUACGAACCCACGGUGGAGAGCAUGUCACUGCCAUCAACACAGAAUACAAAUGCUAACAAAAAUGACAGAGAAGAACAACACCGAAGAACGUGGACAGAUGAAUAUUUGACAUGGGAUCCUGACGAUUUCGGUGGGAUUAAAGAAAUACAGAUACAUAUCUCUAAUAUAUGGCAACCGGAUAUGGUAUUGUUUACUAGUAUCAGCGAACUGUUCACUCGCCAUUUUGAUACAGACGCUAUUGUCUCCUACGAUGGGACGGUGGUCGCGUUACAAUUCUCUGUCGUUCAGUCAACUUGCACCAUCGAUGCGACGUUCUUCCCGUACGACGAACAAACCUGUCAAAUGAAGUUUGCAUCGUGGACCUAUCAUGGCGGGUACUUGGAUGUCCUUCCAAGUAAUGAGAGUAACAUUGAACGCUUUAUCAAUAACGGCGAGUGGUUACUAGGAGAUAUGGACAUAAAACGCAAUGUUGCUCACUAUGUCUGCUGUGACGAGCCCUUCCCGGAUGUGACGUAUACGCUCCACUUCAAACGUCGAUCGAACUUCUAUGUCAUGAACAUAAUUUUCCCGUCAUUCCUUGCGAGUAUUUUAAUUUGCGUGGGCUUCUACUUACCGUCCGAUUCAGGAGAAAGGAUUACCUUGUGUGUUACUAGCAUUCUAUCCCAGUUUGUUUUCCUGACUAUUGUAUCCAGUUAUAUGCCACCAACGACAGAAAACAUUCCGCACAUACAACGGUUUUUAUUCAGUCUCAUCUCGAUGGGAGUAGCGUCAGCAUUUGUUAUGGCUUCAUCGUUAAAUAUGCACUUCCAGAAUCCAGGAUGUGAGAAAGUACCAGAUUGGUUGCGGAAGUUCGCCUUUAGUUUUCUCUCACGGAUCGGCUGUACUCGGUCAAGAUUGACUCCAAAGCCGACCAAACAACAAUCAAAUGCUUAUUUGAAUCACGAGGAGUUUAUAAAUGACGUCAGCAAUAACCACAAGAUGCCGUACGAACAUCCGGUUGAGAACAUUUCAUUGUCACCAUCUCAGAAAAACGAUUGUGACGAAAAUGACCCGGAAGAACAACAACGACGACUGCGUGAAUGGCGUGAAGUAGCUCGAAUUCUUGACAGGGCUUACUUGUCUAUAUACUCACUCAUUUUAAUCAUUUUGACGGCAAUGUACAUUUUCUAUAUACCGGUAAUGGCAUUGGCCUCCCAUGAUGAAAAAGGUUACCAUGGAGGUGAACAACAUGGCGGUAGUCUUGGCACUCUGUGA
Saccoglossus kowalevskii is the source of this 2411-nucleotide messenger RNA. RefSeq names its product neuronal acetylcholine receptor subunit alpha-10-like. Gene Ontology annotation, biological process: monoatomic ion transmembrane transport. The record is from RefSeq and is a predicted model, not a curated record. Gene Ontology annotation, molecular function: extracellular ligand-gated monoatomic ion channel activity; transmembrane signaling receptor activity. NCBI's taxonomy places the organism in Eukaryota, Metazoa, Hemichordata, Enteropneusta, Harrimaniidae. Gene Ontology annotation, cellular component: membrane.